AUGUCAGAAUCUGAAAUAUCAAGCAAACAACAUAGUUUCGCAGCCCAUCCGACGCACCAACAAGAUAACAAAAAUAAAAAUGAGCAGUUGCACGAAGGGCUUGCUGAGCUCCGAAUUUCACUCGACUCCGUCAAGCAAAAGAUGAUGACUCUUGCCCAAAAUGCAGAACACAGUUUCUCCCGGAAUGUGGAACAACGACACCAAAAUGAGCGCAAGAUCGAGGACCUUUCGACAGCUCUAAAGCUUGCAGACCGAAGAUUCCACAAGCUCGAACGGAAAGUCCAAAAACUGGACGUCAAGAUAGAUAAUAUGGAAACCGAAGCUUACAUCACCAACUCCAAAGUUGACGGACACGAUAAGGUUUUUAAAAAGAUUAUAGCGAUGUUUGGUAGUAUUGAUCUUCAGGGGGAAUAUGAUAGCUAUGAAAGCGCUAGUCAAAAGGCUGCUGGUGGCAGUGAUCAAUAG
Molecule: messenger RNA, 465 nt
Organism: Melampsora larici-populina 98AG31
Lineage: Eukaryota; Fungi; Basidiomycota; Pucciniomycetes; Pucciniales; Melampsoraceae
Exons: 3
Coding region: 1-465 (154 amino acids)
Source: RefSeq, a predicted model, not a curated record